Solea solea (common sole) is the source of this 3014-nucleotide messenger RNA. RefSeq names its product transcription factor-like 5 protein. NCBI's taxonomy places the organism in Eukaryota, Metazoa, Chordata, Actinopteri, Pleuronectiformes, Soleidae. Gene Ontology annotation, molecular function: DNA-binding transcription factor activity, RNA polymerase II-specific; protein dimerization activity; RNA polymerase II cis-regulatory region sequence-specific DNA binding. The coding region runs from base 168 to 1394 and encodes 408 amino acids. The record is from RefSeq and is a predicted model, not a curated record. The transcript has 7 exons. Gene Ontology annotation, biological process: regulation of DNA-templated transcription; spermatogenesis. Gene Ontology annotation, cellular component: nucleus.
GGAGUUUUAUUUUGAACACCGGAUGUCGAUGUCCUUACAAAUCAGGAGGUCGUUAAAAUUCAGCGCCUGAUAUUUUGACCACGGAGAAACGACGAGUGUCAGGUAGCUUGACCGCAGUUCACUGCCCACGCAGCCACGGAGGAAUCGUUUGGAUAUAAAAGUAAAAUAUGUCAGCCUUCUCCUCGGCUCACAAAACCGCCGGUGACCUUUUCUCUGACUCUGUGGGCCAGAUGUUGAGCCAAGGUGGAUGUUUGACACAUGAUCUGGGGCAGAUGUUGGGAAGUGAGCCCAGUCUGAUAAAGAUGACAGAGGUUGAAUAUGCUCACCUUCAACACCUGAUCCAGACGCAACUGGAGGCACAAGCUGGGCCUCCUGAUGGGUCCGGUGUCCAUGGUCACCCUGCUACAGUGAUGGUUAAAGAUCCCACUGCAUCCACUGGGCUUUCUGCUUCCACAACCACUCAAGCUAUUGACCUGUCAACUUCAAAUGAGCUAGUGAUGCAAGGAGACAAGACACCAGGCCCUUAUGGAGAGGUUCCGGGUUUUGUUCUGGCCAGAAUCACAGGUAAAGGGAGUCUGACUAAACUGCGUGUUAACAGCAGGACGUCCUCACUGAGGCGACCCAGAUCAGCUGUGAGAGUUUGCUUGGAGAAGAGGUUCAAAGGCAUGUCUGCUGACUCCCCGAAGGAUGUUCAGUCAGUCGUCCUCAGCAACGUGUUUACAUUAUUUCAGCAGUCUGCAGAGGCUCAAGAGGCAGCUGUACAUCCAAAAAUGCAGAACUGGUUAAAAACAGAGGGAGCGACUCCUGUUGUUGUUUCCAGCCCAUACGUGGUGGGUGUGAAUAACCCUGCCCCCAGCAUGUGUGGUCAGGUGCUCGGCCACAUUCCUUAUACGGUUGAAGAGCACCAAGAUUCAUUCAUCCACAAUUUCUGCUUGGACCCGGUCGUUACAAAAGCUCACUGUACCAGCAGCAGCAACUCAACAGAAGAGACGCCGUUGAGAAACAUAGAGAAUGUGGUGACACAUGCUGCCUCCAGGAGGCGUGGUAGACCUCGCAGCCCUCAGCCGACCAAGGCUGUGGAGGACAUCCCAGACUCUGCUGGAGCAGCAGGAAGCAGCACUAGGCGAACAGCUCAGGCUCAUAACCAGCGCAAGGAGAAGCACAACAUAAUGGAAAGAGAGCGCAGGAAGAGGAUACGUUUGUGUUGCGAUGAGCUGAAGAUGAUGGUGCCAUUCUGUGACUGCAACACAGACAAACUCACCACUCUGCAGAGGACCACGGCCUUCCUCAGCUACAUCACAAAAGUGUACGGAGACACCUUCAAACAGGUAAGGAGUUUCAGGAGGCCUGUAGCGAUGAGAUGCAACUCUUUCAGAAGUCCAGAUCGCCUUUAGGUCAGAACCCUCUCAGUGUUGAUCUUGCGGCGGAACAAUGAUCUCACCCACUCACUUAUUUAUUCUGUAUAUUUAUUUAUAUUCAAUCAGAUAUUGGAGUAGAUCAGCUGACGUUAUCCCUGGUUGUUUGUUUUUAAAUGACAAGAGGUUUCCUUUAGUGUGGAACUCUGCUUCAGACCACAUUUCAGAGAUUUAGAAAGCGGGAAAAUUAUUUUGGGUGUCGAUGCUGAAUAAUAUUUUCUGUGAGUUUACGUCGUUAAUGCAUGUUAAUGUUUGAAUUGUUGUGUCAUUUCAUCCACUACUGAUGUUGCUUCCUCACUUUAGAACAGGGAUUCUCAACGGUUUCCCUGCUCCAACACACCUGAUUCAAAUAAAUAGCUCGUUAUCAGGCUUCUGCAGUGCUUGUUGACCAGCUGAUCAUUUGAAUCAGGUGUGUUGGAGCAGGGAAACAUCUAGGACCUCCGGAACAGGAUUGGGAAACCAUUCUUUAGAACCAGUAAUAAAAAAUAAAGAAAAAUAACGGCUUUUCACUGAGUUGUCAAUAGGUGGCAGUAUUUCCCUUAGAAACUUAGGAAAGAUGGUGCCUUUGGUAUUUCCAACUGACAUAAAUCUGAAUAUUAUUUAUGCUUCAAUCAACUGUUCUUUCCUCGAAUAUUGUUCACGAUAGUUAACUUUGUUCUUACCUUACAUUGUUCAUUUUUAGCAUUUAGUCACUGUCUCGUGACUUAGGUUUAGAAAGUGUGAUGGAGUUGGAACAUUUUUUAUUCUGAAGGUAAAACUGUUCAUUUGAUGUGUAGAGAAGAGUGAUGUUUUGACUGAAAAGUGGCUUUAUUUGUUCUUUCUUACAACAUGUCGCUGUAGCAUCUUACUGUACAUACAACAGUCACCCACAAAUAAUAAAUAGUAUUUAAAGUCAUGUAUAUUUAAUAGUUACAGCACUGGUAUUACAAAGUGGAUGUGGUCAUUGCUGGUUGAAAAAAAAAAAAAAAAAAACCCAAACGUUUUUUGAAGAUUGUCAAACUUAUUUUACAUUGCCAAACUUAUUUUUGCAUCCACACGAUUUAUUUCAUUUUUGAUUCUCAGAUGUAAAGAAUCAGCUUCACAUGUAAUAAAAAAAAAUAACUAUCAAAAGUUAGAAAACAUUUGUGCAUCAAUCUACAUAAUGUCUGAACACCUGGGUUGUUUUUUAACCAUUUUACAAUACAUACACAGCUCGUCGACUCGUCGCCUGUUUUCAUAUUUUACACUGUAAAGCUUGUAUGUUGAGGUAACACCUGUGAUUCACACUAUUGGGCCGUGAUAACAUGCACAAUCGCUUCAGAGACAAACGCUGUUGUUUUUUUUGUAUCUGCCAGAAGGAUGUUAACCAAAGUAAUGGGCAUGGAAACAACAUGUACAAAGUUUUUAUACACAACAGAGAGGGGAUCAUUAUUCAUUUUCCAGUUGUUUGUAAGUCAAGUCUUACGUGUCUCUGUUCACCUUCUCUCUGGAUGGUUUUCAUGUUACUCCUUGGAUUUUUCGUCAUAUCCUCUCAAAACAUCACAUCUGAUGAUGUUACUCUUCCCAACUUGUGAUACAUGUAUUCAAAUAAAGGAGGAGGAUGUUUUUGUUUGUGAUCAC